This is a messenger RNA of Schizophyllum commune H4-8, 690 nucleotides long. RefSeq lists its product as uncharacterized. The transcript is spliced from 5 exons. NCBI's taxonomy places the organism in Eukaryota, Fungi, Basidiomycota, Agaricomycetes, Agaricales, Schizophyllaceae. Gene Ontology annotation, molecular function: ATP binding; ATPase-coupled transmembrane transporter activity. Bases 1 to 690 code for a protein of 229 amino acids. Gene Ontology annotation, cellular component: membrane. The record is from RefSeq and is a predicted model, not a curated record. Gene Ontology annotation, biological process: transmembrane transport.
AUGCAACCGAACACGGACACCUUCUACCGUCGUGGGGCUCUGCUUCAAAUUGCCGGCUCGACCAAGGCUUUCGCCGGUAUGUACGAGAUUCUGACCCUGUACGCUCAACGCCCCAUCGUCGAGAAGCACUCGCCCUUUGCUCUGUAUCAAUGGAUUUUGGAGGCCGUGGCCAGUAUAAUUCGUGGCCUGCCGUCAAAGAUCAACUACGAUCAACCUCGCCACGUACACAUGGGUCCCGGCAUCGUGAACCUGUCCGGCGAGGACUUUGUCUGCGCAACGACGGGUGCCGUGCCGGGAUCUACUAUCGUCUAUGGCAUGGGCUACGUCAGCAUGACCUAUAACUAUCAUCGCUCGCUCGUCUGGCGCAACUUCGGUAUUUCCAUCGGCUUCAUGGUGUUCUUCUGCGGGACGAAUUUUCUCGCGACUGAGAAGAUUGCGGCUGCGAAGCCUGAGGGUAAAGUCCUUGAGUUGCAGAGGAGCCGUCUUUCUAAGCGCCGUAGCCAGCACGUCGACGACGCGGCUGGCGGCGCGAAGUUCACGGAGGACAACAGCGUCGGCUCGGACUACACCGUGGCCCGGGGGUAUGGAAGCUGGAGAAGCGAAGGGCGCGUAGAUGGGGAGGCGAAGAGGGUGGGGGCGAUGGGGGCGAUAUCGGAGGGCGAGGUGGAGUACGAUAUGUCGCAGUGGUAA